AUGAAAGUCCUUCUGCAUCUCCCGGCCCUUCUAGCUUCCCUGACCUUGCUCCAGACAGCAGUGGCGGCCAGUAAUGGUAAGUUGAGCGCCGCUGCCACCCUGCGCGAAACAGUGGAUGAGGUCAAGGUCUGGGUCAACAAGGCCUUCCUGGAUUCCCGGACCAGGCUGAAGACCGCCUUGACCACCCAGGCUCCCACCACCCGCCACCUCUCAGGGUAUCUCAAACAAGCCAAAGGCCGGACGCGCACAGCCAUCCGCAAUGGGCAGGUGUGGGAAGAGUCUCUAAAGAAACUGAAGAAGGCGGUGACCUUGACAAAUGUCACAGGCCAAGGCCUGGAUUUGACUUCGCUCUCAUGGGAGGUGGGCUGUGAUCCCCCUGCUAAGGCAGUGACUUGUGAUAUAAGCAACCCUUACCGAACCAUCACUGGAGACUGUAACAACAGGAAGAAUCCAACGCUGGGAUCCGCCAAUAGGGCGCUGGCUCGAUGGCUGCCCGCGGAGUACGAGGACGGGUUCUCCCGCCCCUUUGGGUGGACGCCGGGGAAGACGCGGAACGGCUUCCCUCUCCCGCAGCCCCGAGACGUCUCCAACCAGAUCCUUGGCUAUCUGAAUGAGGAGGGUGUUCUGGACGAAAACAGAUCCUUGCUCUUCAUGCAGUGGGGUCAAAUCGUGGACCAUGACUUGGACUUUGCCCCUGAAAAUGAGAUGGGGAGUGAUAACAACUCCAAAGCCCAGUGUGAUGAACACUGUCUCCAGGGAGACAACUGCUUCCCCAUCAUGUUUCCAAAGGGUGACCCUAAAUUGAAGACUCAGGGGAAAUGCAUGCCUUUCUACAGAGCUGGAUUUGUCUGUCCCACACCACCCUAUCAAUCCCUGGCCCGAGAGCAAAUCAAUGCUCUAACCUCUUUCAUGGAUGCUAGCUUGGUAUAUGGUUCUGAGCCAAGCCUGGCAAAUCGACUUCGAAACCUCAGCAGCCCCUUGGGCCUCAUGAUUGUCAAUGAAGAGGUCUCAGACCAUGGACUGCCCCUCCUGCCUUUUGUCAGUGUGAAGCCCAGCCCCUGUGAGGUCAUCAACCGCACUGCUGGAGUGCCCUGCUUCUUGGCAGGAGACUCCCGAGCCUCGGAGCAGAUCUUGCUGGCCACAUCCCAUACACUCCUUCUCCGGGAGCACAAUCGAUUAGCCAGAGAACUGAGCAGAAUCAACCCUGAGUGGGAUGGUGAGAAGCUCUAUCAAGAAGCCAGGAAAAUCAUGGGAGCCUUCAUACAGAUCAUCACCUUCAGGGACUAUCUCCCCAUCUUACUGGGGGAUGAGAUGCAGAAGUGGGUCCCCCCAUACCAAGGCUACAGUGAGACUGUAGACCCGCGCAUUUCCAAUGUCUUCACCUUUGCUCUCCGCUUUGGCCACUUGGAGGUCCCUUCUGCUAUCUACCGCCUGGAUGAGAAUUAUCAGCCAUGGGGUUCAGAACCCGAGCUCCCCCUGCACAAUCUCUUCUUCAACACCUGGAGGCUGGUCAAGGAUGGUGGAAUUGAUCCUCUGGUUCGAGGCCUGCUGGCCAAGAAGGCCAAGUUGGCACACCAGGACAGGAUGAUGACAGGGGAACUCCGCAACAUGCUGUUCCAGCAGACUCACACCAUCCAUGGCUUCGACCUAGCUGCCAUCAAUAUCCAGCGGUGCCGAGACCACGGGCAGCCUGGGUACAACUCCUGGAGAGCUUUCUGUGGCCUGUCACAGCCAAAGACGCUACAAGAGCUGAGUGCUGUGCUGCAAAAUAAGGUGCUGGCCAAGAAGCUGCUGGAUCUCUAUGGAACCCCCGACAAUAUUGAUAUCUGGUUAGGGGCCAUUGCUGAACCCCCGGUCCAUAGGGGUCGGGUAGGGCCUCUCCUCACCUGCCUCCUGGGCCAGCAGUUCCAGCGGAUCCGAGAUGGAGACAGGUUCUGGUGGGAGAACUCUGGAGUCUUCACAGAGAAGCAACGGGACUCUCUACGGAAGGUGUCCUUCUCAAGACUUGUCUGUGAUAACACCCGCAUCAACAAGGUCCCACUGAACCCAUUCCAGGCCAACACCUACCCCCAGGGCUUUGUGGACUGCUCUGCUAUUGAUAAGUUGGACCUCUCCCCCUGGGCCUCAGUGAAGAAGUAG
Molecule: messenger RNA, 2139 nt
Organism: Microtus ochrogaster (prairie vole)
Lineage: Eukaryota; Metazoa; Chordata; Mammalia; Rodentia; Cricetidae
Gene: Lpo
Product: lactoperoxidase
Exons: 12
Coding region: 1-2139 (712 amino acids)
Biological process (GO): response to oxidative stress; defense response to bacterium
Molecular function (GO): thiocyanate peroxidase activity; heme binding
Source: RefSeq, a predicted model, not a curated record